AUGGAAAGAGUCAACCAAACCAGCAGUGUCUCUGAGUUCAUCCUUGUGGGACUUUCCGCCAGGCCCGAGGACCAAACUCCACUCUUCGUCCUCUUCCUUACCAUUUACCUGGUCACCAUCACAGGGAACCUGCUCAUUGUCCUGGCUAUCCACUCUGACCCCCAGCUGCAGACUCCCAUGUAUUUCUUCUUGAGUUUCCUGUCUUUCACGGACAUUUGGUUCACAACAACCAUCGUCCCCAAGAUGCUGGUGAACUUCCUGUCAGAAAGGAAGACCAUCUCCUAUGCGGGCUGUCUGACUCAAAUGUACUUCAUUUAUGCCUUCGGCAACAGCGACAGCUGCCUUCUGGCAGUCAUGGCCUUUGACCGCUAUGUGGCCAUCUGCGACCCCUUCCACUACGUUACCACCAUGAGCCACCGCCGCUGUGUCCUGCUGGUGGCCUUCUCCUGUUCACUCCCACACCUCCACUCACUCCUGCACUCACUUCUGCUCUUAAAACUUAUGAGGCCUGAGAACCAGAGUAAUGGAUUCGAAUUCCUCCUCCUGGGGCUCCCCAUCCGACCAGAGCAGCAGGGAGUGAUCUUUGCCCUGUUCCUGGGCAUGUACCUGACCACGGUGCUGGGGAACCUGCUCAUCAUCCUGCUCAUCAGGCUGGACUCCCGCCUCCACACCCCCAUGUACUUCUUCCUCAGCCACUUGGCCUUCACUGACAUCGCCUUCUCGUCAGUCACUGUGCCAAAGAUGCUGCUGAACAUGCACACCCAACACCUCGCCAUCCCCUAUAAGGGCUGCAUUUCACAGACAUAUUUUUUCAUAUUCUUUGCUGACUUGGAUAGUUUCCUUAUCACUUCUAUGGCCUAUGACCGGUAUGUGGCCAUCUGUCACCCUCUGCAUUAUACAACCAUCAUGAGUCAGAGCCUUUGUAUCAUGCUCGUAGCUGGGUCCUGGGUCAUUGCUUAUGCAUGUGCUCUUCUGCAUACCCUCCUUCUGGCCCGGCUUUCCUUCUGCGAUCACCACAUUAUCCCCCACUUUUUCUGUGACCUUGGUGUGCUACUCAAAUUGUCUUGCUCAGACACCUCCCUCAACCAGCUGGUAAUCUUCACUGCAGGAUUGACAGCCAUUCUACUUCCGUUUCUAUGCGUUCUGGCUUCUUAUGUGCGUAUUGGGAUCGCCAUCCUCCGGGUUCCAUCCACCCAGGGCGUCUGUAAAGCCUUGUCCACCUGUGGAUCCCACCUCUCAGUGGUGACUCUCUAUUAUGGCACAAUUAUUGGUCUCUACUUUCUUCCCUCAUCCAGCAACACCAAUGACAACAUAAUUGCUUCCGUGAUAUACACAGUGGUCACGCCCAUGUUGAACCCCUUCAUUUAUAGCCUGAGAAAUAAAGACAUGAAAGGGGCUUUAAGAAAACUCUUGAGAAAUAAAAGCCAUCCUCCCAAAUGA
This is a messenger RNA of Lepus europaeus (European hare), 1440 nucleotides long. RefSeq names its product olfactory receptor 1J1-like. Gene Ontology annotation, cellular component: membrane. Gene Ontology annotation, molecular function: olfactory receptor activity; G protein-coupled receptor activity. Lineage: Eukaryota; Metazoa; Chordata; Mammalia; Lagomorpha; Leporidae. Gene Ontology annotation, biological process: G protein-coupled receptor signaling pathway. The coding region runs from base 1 to 1440 and encodes 479 amino acids. The record is from RefSeq and is a predicted model, not a curated record. The transcript has 3 exons.